CCCCGCAUGUCUACUGAACUCCUGUCCAUACAGCACCCGACGCCGCACUACGCUACUUUUACUACUAUACUGUACUAGAUUAUACACUACUGUACUGUGCUAGGCACUCUGAACCUUACUACUAAAACUUGGCUUUUGGUGCUUCCGCAGUCAAUUGCAUGCUGGCCGCGCUUAAUCGAUAUUUCGUCAGUCUCGGCCACAGACCCUCAAUUUUCUCCACUGUAAAUACGUACCUUGAACAACAACAAUCGUGAAGCAACAACCACGUGUGAAGGAAGGGCAAUCAAUUCGGGCGAAUGGGAUUGGUGAGAGGAAAGAGAGCAACGCCCGCUAUCGAACCCACGCUGUUCAAGCUUCUGGCUUCGACGAUGACGAUUCGGUCACACAAUCCAAGAUACAAUGUCUCUCCAGGAGGGACUCGUCCAGCGGUGGUUAGCCUGGCCAAGGUCCUAUUCCUCGCGGCUUCCCAGAUGUCAGUUGCAGGUGCAGCGCCAUUGACGAGCUGGAUCAAAGGCAUUGAAGACAUGCCUAAAAGCCCAGAGGAUCCUGGUUUAUGGCUGUAUUUGACAGCGGCGUUUAUAUUGGUGAUCUCUGGAGGGGCAUUCGCUGGGUUGACAAUUGCUUUGAUGGGACAAGACGGAAUAUAUCUACAAGUCAUUGCCACCUCCGGAGAGGGCAAGGAGCAAAAACAUGCACAGAGAGUGUUCAAACUUCUGAAACGAGGGAAGCACUGGGUUUUGGUGACACUCUUGUUAGCCAAUGUCAUCGUCAACGAAACUCUGCCCAUCGUGCUCGAUCGAUCGCUCGGUGGCGGAUGGCCAGCCGUUCUUGGAAGCACAGCUUUAAUCGUUAUAUUUGGCGAAGUUAUUCCGCAGUCAAUCUGUGUCAGAUACGGGUUGCAGAUUGGCUCAGUUAUGUCGCCUUUCGUGCUAGUUCUCAUGUACCUCCUUGCACCAAUUGCAUGGCCUACCGCAAAACUCCUCGACCACCUUCUCGGCGAACAUCAUGGCACUGUCUACAAGAAGUCCGGACUGAAGACUUUAGUCACGCUGCAUAAGACUCUUGGGUCAACUCCAGGUGACAGGUUGAACCAGGACGAAGUGACUAUAAUAAGUGCUGUGCUAGACCUCAAGGACAAGGCCGUGGGAGACAUCAUGACGCCCAUGGGGGAUGUGUUUACAAUGUCUGUGGAUACUGUCCUCGACGAAGAAACCAUGGACGCUAUCCUCACCGCAGGAUACUCGCGCAUUCCCAUCUACGAACCUGGAAACGAGAAUAACUUUAUAGGCAUGCUCCUUGUUAAGAUGCUGAUUACUUACGACCCAGAGGAUUGCAAGAAAGUCGGCGAGUUUGCUCUAGCAACAUUGCCAGAGACAAGCCCAGAAACCAGCUGUCUCGAUAUUGUGAACUUCUUCCAAGAAGGAAAGUCACAUAUGGUAUUGGUAUCCGAAUAUCCAGGUGAAGACCAUGGCGCCAUUGGUGUUGUCACACUCGAGGAUGUCAUUGAGGAACUGAUUGGAGAAGAAAUUAUUGAUGAAUCCGACGUUUACAUUGAUGUCCACAAAGCCAUCAGACGUCUUGCACCAGCACCUACUUACAGACGGGCAGCCAGAGGCCAAGUCGUAGCUGACAGCGAUAUUCCAAAACUACAAAGUCUCCAGGGCUCCCCGGUUGUUGGUGCAGACGAAAAUUCCAAAGGUAGCAGUUCAGGGCGGCGCCAACUGUCCCUAGAUGGCAAGGCUCCAGGUCAAAGCCCCGUUACCUUUGGCACUAGCCCUAAGGCUACCUUCAUGAUCAGACGCAGUUCUGCUGCUGCUGAUGGCGGUUCGGUUACAGUUCGUGGAAAUGCCACAGACAUGCGCGAACACCUCAAACACCUCGGCCCAUCAAACCUUGCCAGCCGCCCAAAGACAACACGCUACAGUACCGUGAAAAUCAAGCCCGGCCUUGUUAAGGAUACCAAAGACCAUCCCACUUCAGUUCAUGAAGAUCUUGUUGUAUUUGAAGAUGACUCAGAGAUGUACUCUGCCCCAUAUGGAGGUGAAGGAGAGGGUCUAUUACAAAGUGCUGGGAGACCUGCUUCGGACGGCGUGCUCGCGUUGCAGCAAGGGUAUGGUAGCAUUGAUCAUGGCCCAACUCAUCGGACUUCAAGUCCACUCUGGGCUCACAAAUUGCAACAGGCCGAUAUUAAUGAGCCUGAUAAGUCACAAUCCACGGAGGGCCUUCCUUCAAAGGGAUCCCCACCCCGACGCCCUGAACUUCAUGAAUCCGAUAGUGGUGGCACCAUCUCUAGUUUACGUUCCGGGCUUGCAAGCCCAGCACCAAGAAAACGAGGAACUGCGCGGAGCGGCAGUAUCACUGAGAAUAUAGGGGUUAGGAAGGUUGUGCUACAAACGACCAGCUCCAGCGAUGGAGACGACGCAUUAUAUUCGCAACAUGACGAAGACGGAGCUAAGAACACAAGGGAAACCAACGUGCAGCUGGUCGAACCACAACCAGCUGAAGAAGCGGCAAGCGACGGGCAAGCUGAAGUCGAUGACGUGAAGAAAAAGACAAAAAGAAGGCGCAAGCGGAAGAACCACAAAGAUGCGGACGGAGAUGGACCAAGCCAGGAUGCUUGAAAUGUAAAUUGAAGAAGUCAAUUUAUGCGACAGGAUAUUUGUAAAUUACGGAUAGGGACUCGUGGCGCAAGUGCCUGCUUGAUGCGGCGAAAUAUUUGUUUGUCAUAUUUCAGUCGGUAAGCUGGAUGGUCUGCGUUCUGGUCAUGGCCAUUCACAUGAUAUUAUUGUUGCAAAGAUACCAUUCUCUCGAAGAAUUCAUUGUAUAAGGAUGUAAAAGAAAAUAUAAAAAACUUACAUUUAGAGA
This is a messenger RNA of Pseudogymnoascus destructans, 2865 nucleotides long. RefSeq lists its product as uncharacterized. NCBI's taxonomy places the organism in Eukaryota, Fungi, Ascomycota, Leotiomycetes, Thelebolales, Thelebolaceae. The record is from RefSeq and is a predicted model, not a curated record. Gene Ontology annotation, cellular component: intracellular membrane-bounded organelle. The transcript has 4 exons. Gene Ontology annotation, biological process: magnesium ion homeostasis. Bases 297 to 2621 code for a protein of 774 amino acids.